This is a messenger RNA of Manduca sexta (tobacco hornworm), 745 nucleotides long. RefSeq lists its product as uncharacterized. Bases 56 to 727 code for a protein of 223 amino acids. Lineage: Eukaryota; Metazoa; Arthropoda; Insecta; Lepidoptera; Sphingidae. The record is from RefSeq and is a predicted model, not a curated record. The transcript is spliced from 3 exons.
UUUUCGAGCAUACCUCAUUUGUGUAUAAUACUUGUCAAGCUAACAUAUUUUUGUUAUGGUAUAUUUUACAAAUUUAUUCAAUAUAUUUUCUUAUGAGAUUUUUAAUAUACUUUUACAACGAUUUUGCCUUAAUACGUUCGUUGAACAUGAUAUGGCCUCUAAAAGUGAUACAAAUGAAUCGGAUCAGCGGACUGCUUUGCCACCAAUAGUAAAGAGUAAUCCACGCGAAAAAAUCGAUGAAAAUAAUAUUUCAGUUAAAGACAUAAUAUUAGCUCGUAAAGAAAAAAACCCGGCAAAUGAGCCAUGGAUACAAUUUCCAUCAGGGAAACCGUCUUCGCCAAUACCACUACACCCAUUAACAAUUGCGUGGUCUCCGAACAAGUUGUAUUUUGAAAUCGACGAAAAAGAAGUUAUUAGACAAUUGUGGGUGUGGAAUAGUUGUCCACGUACUAUAUACCUCCAUUGUUGUGGUCUGUGGGAUGAAACUGCUCGAUUAGGCGCUAGUUGGAAGUGCUAUCCCCGCACUCGAUUCCGAUUGGCCCCAGGACUAAAAGGAGAACUGUUCGUCAGAGCUAUCCCUCGGAACCAAAGCCCUGUGCCAUAUAGCUUCUUUGGACUUCAAGUAGCCGCCGCUCACAUGCGAGAUUGUGUCACAGGUCAUUUUAUCGUACCGGUUCACGUUAAAUUCUUGAAGUAUGUAUCGCCAUAUUUGGGAGAAGGGGAAUAAAUUAUGCUCAUUUUAAAA